Caenorhabditis remanei is the source of this 780-nucleotide messenger RNA. RefSeq lists its product as uncharacterized. The transcript has 6 exons. The record is from RefSeq and is a predicted model, not a curated record. Gene Ontology annotation, biological process: protein homooligomerization. Bases 1 to 780 code for a protein of 259 amino acids. Lineage: Eukaryota; Metazoa; Nematoda; Chromadorea; Rhabditida; Rhabditidae. Gene Ontology annotation, molecular function: protein binding.
AUGCCACCUCCACCUCUAAUAACUUUAGAUGUUGAAGGUGUAUUCUUUAAGACUAGAAUUGCUACGUUAAAGUCCAUUGAGGGUACAUAUUUCACUAAAUUAUUUGAGACGAAUUGGAGAGAACAAUUGGAUAGGGAUGGAAGACUAUUCAUCGACCGAGAUUCCUCCGUAUUCCCAGUGAUUUUGAACUUUCUAAGAGAUCACGACAAGUGUCCUCUGCCGAAAGAUGAGUACCAAUUGAUGAGAAUUCUGCGGGAAGCAGUAUUCUUCAAAAUUGGUCCUUUACGAAACAUUCUGGAGCAUAAGUUGAGAGUUUCUCCUUCUUGCACAUGCCCACCAGAACUUCCAUCAACUCCGAUUCCACCUCCGAUUCAGAAAGAAAAUAUUCCUCUUCCUCGAAGUCUUCUCCUCUCGAAGCCACCACCACCUCCACCUCCACCAUCUUUGAUGCAACCAAAGGAUACGGUACAAAUUCCAAUGAGAAAACCUCCAAUUGAUAGGAAUUCGAAGAAGCUGAAAACUUCUGCGGAUUCGAUCAGUCUUCCGAGAAAUUUUACACAUAUUGCUCAUGUCGGUUGGAACGGUGCUUCUGUGUUUUCCGAUCAGAAAAUGACCGAUGAUCCUACUGUCAAAAAGAUUUGUGAUGCUGCUGCAGAAGCUGUUGAUUUGAAUGCAGUUUACAACGUUGUUAACAAAAACGAAGACGAAGAAAGUCACAGUGUCGAAGUGCUCAUAACCGGCGGAGUGAUGCAAUCGAGAGAUGGAACAUCUCGCCACUAA